AUGCCGGAUCCUGGAACCCCUGGCGCCCCAUUCUUUGAUGGAAAGAAUGUCUCUGAGUUUAUUAGGACCUAUGAGGGCAUGUGCAAGAGACGAGGAAUCCUAGACAGCACUAGCAUAUGUGAUGGUCUCGCUGACUACUGCGAAUUCACCGUGAGGAUGUGGAUUGAGUCUUCGCCAAACUGGAAAUUCAGAGAUUUUAAGGCGCUAAAGGAAGAAAUGCGAGUGAGGUAUCAGGACCAGGAUGGAGACUACUACCGCUAUUCUCGCACCUCUCUGAACGAGCUAGUUACUUAG
This is a messenger RNA of Penicillium longicatenatum, 294 nucleotides long. RefSeq lists its product as uncharacterized. Lineage: Eukaryota; Fungi; Ascomycota; Eurotiomycetes; Eurotiales; Aspergillaceae. The transcript has a single exon. The record is from RefSeq and is a predicted model, not a curated record. Bases 1 to 294 code for a protein of 97 amino acids.